GCGCUCAAAGCUUGGACCAUCCCACUUGUAAAUCAACUUCAUUCCAAGGUUUCUUGUUUUUGUCCAUCGAUAACCCACUUUUGAAAGUGCAGGUCGUACUUACAGAGCUUACAGCAACGACAGGCUGCGAAAAUCUUCCACUUAUCUCAGAACUUGCGCUGUGAACGUGCAGAUUACCACCAGCCCAAAUGGACGAAGACAUGGAGUUCGAUUCCAACGUGCCACAGCCUGCUCAGCAACAGCACCAACACCAGUCUUAUGAUGGUCGUAAGAUGCUAGACCUUGUUUUCAUCCAGGACUGCACAGGAAGUCAGGGGAGCUAUAUAUCAUCUGCGACAAGAAAUAUCGAAGAGAUUUGUGCCCAUAUAUUUGAAUCUGGGAAGCUGCAAGCCAGAGAGGAUCUACGAGUGGGUUUAGUUGCCUUUCGCGAUCAUCCACCACAGGACCAUACCUACAUCGUGAAGAACUUCGGAUUCUCAUCUGAUAUCAGUAAAGUACAUAAAGAUUUAUCGGGGCUCUAUGCUUCAGGAGGUGGCGAUGGCCCAGAAGCGGUUACUGCGGCUAUGGCUGAAGCUCUGAAUAUGGAUUGGAGAGAACAUGCUAGCAAAAUGAUCGUUUUGAUUGCUGAUGCACCACCUCAUGGAAUAGGAGAAUAUGGUGACGGUUUCGACGAAGGUUCUCCUGAUGGAUACGAUCCACUGCAGUUAGCACGCCUCAUGGCUAGUCGUGGUAUUACGCUAUUUUUCGUGGCUUGCGAGCCAGCACUGAGUGGAUAUUCAUAUGCCACUGACUUUUACCAAGCCAUAACCAACAUAACAUCGGGUCUAAUGCUACCUCUCACUACUGCUGAUUUACUCGCACAUGCUAUUGUCGGUAGUGUCCUUGAAAACCUCGACAUGGAGCGAUUAGUCCGAGAAGUCGGACAUGCAGUAGCCCAGCGUAUACUGGGCAACAACGAAAGUGUGGAUGACGUCGCUCGUGAACUACACGAGAAACUUCUGCUGCGCAACGAGAGUACAAAAAAAGUUGUCAUUGAAAGCAUUUACAAAGACUCGGAAGAAGCCAAACACAAUGUGUCUGUGUUUACGGAAGCGCCCUCCCUGGCGGAGGCUAGACCUGUACUCAAACGAGUACAUGGCACCCGCUUUACUGACAAAUAUCUUUUAGCACGGCAAUCAGCUGUUCGUGGAUCCUAUUCAUAUGCUCCUCCACUUCCUGUUCGUUCUACACCGACGAAGACCUAUGCGACUUCCCCUAGCACUAGUCCCUCGUCAGGGAUUGCGCAUUCACCGCCUCGCAAAGUUGUCACUGACUUUGCGGCGUUUGGUGCGCCGGCAAACGCUAGUGUCUUCGGAACUGCAGUUGCUUCAACACCUUUUUCAUUAGCGGGUGGUAAAGCUGCAUUUGGGGGAAUUCGUAACGGAAGCAGCCGGAGUGUCUUCGACGCUGACGAUGAAGAUGACGAAGACGGUAAUGGGAGGCAGCGAGUUGAGUUGAGGGAAGAUUCUAUUUCUCUCGACCAGGCACGGCGAAUCGCCAUGCAAAGCGCGUGGAGGAGCGUUCGUGGAUGAACCAGGGGCGCGUCCAGAUAUCAAGUUUUCAGUUUAAUCUUUGCUCCUACCCUGUCAUGUCAGCAGGUUACUACUAUGUUCCGCUUUCUUUUCAUUCGUGUCAUCAGUACGAUUAUAUCGCAUGUAGAUACAAAGAAUAGGUUGUUCCAUCAUCCCUUGGGACUUGUAUCAAUAUAGUAUAGUGCAUUUACAAUUAAUGAGACUCGAGGGUAUCAACUAAGUACUCCGUGCUCACAGCGACUAUGAAGAGACGGUAUCAUGAUCUGGCUUCCGUCUCCGUUUCUUUUUAAGUGAUUUCUCGUCUAUAGCGUCUGGCGCGGAAGUCUCCUCGGAUACAGGCUCUUGCGCCUUUAGCACCCUUUUUUUGGGAUGUCGUGAUUUAUCUGGAAUUUCAACAUUCUCCCCUGACGCUGUUAGUGGUUGAUCCUCUGAAGACGGAUCAGGCCUGUUCUUGCCCUCUUGACGUCUCUUCUCCUUCUUUUCUUUUCUCCUCUUUUCUUCCGACGGCUCCACCUCCCCCUGUUCCUUAGACUCCUUCCGUCUGCGGCGGGACUUCGUGUGCGCUUUUUGUGUGCUUACAGGAGCGUCCAGCUCGUCAGCCUCCUGGUCUUCGGUCUUCUUUGUAGCUCUCCUCGCCUCCUUGAUUUCUCGCUUCAAUCUUUUCCUUUCUCUUCGCGCCUCUUUAUCCUCAGUUACAGCAUGUAACUUCCGUUUCUUGCCUUUGGACUUCUUCUCUUCCUUACCGCUCGCCUCGCCUUCCGGGAGUGCAGCAUUUUCUGAACCUUGGACGCUCGAUUCAGGCUCACAAGUGGGGUCUUCGAUAUCUGCAGAAUCAGGUCCAAGGGUGGGACCGCGAAAAAAUCUCGCAUAUAGUCCCUUUUUAGCGGCUUCACGUUUGGCUGCUGCUAAUAAGCUCAAACGGGGUAUCACAGAGAUGGUGACGCCAGAGGGAUCAGGUGUUGAUAAUCCCGAAGCGGGAGUACCGCUAACAGGUCUUCGAUUGGAGAUGACACCAGUAGAUGUACGUUUGAAUUCGAGGGACGUUGAGCCUGGUGUACU
This is a messenger RNA of Serpula lacrymans var. lacrymans S7.9, 2630 nucleotides long. RefSeq lists its product as uncharacterized. The transcript has 7 exons. Gene Ontology annotation, molecular function: protein serine/threonine kinase activity. Gene Ontology annotation, biological process: peptidyl-threonine phosphorylation. The record is from RefSeq and is a predicted model, not a curated record. Gene Ontology annotation, cellular component: cytoplasm. The coding region runs from base 189 to 1571 and encodes 460 amino acids. NCBI's taxonomy places the organism in Eukaryota, Fungi, Basidiomycota, Agaricomycetes, Boletales, Serpulaceae.